ACAUUGAAUAAUACAAUAAAACUUAAGUUUGAGUGCUGUGUACUCGUCACCAUGAUUCAGCCCAUCUAAGCCGUCCAAUCUAAAUCUGAUCCAAGCUAAAAUCUGUAAUCACAAAAUUUUUUUUUCUAAGAGUCUAUAUAUACGUAGUAUGACUGGUGCGAUAGUAAAUAGUUCACAAUAAUAAAAUAACUAACUCAAAUCCACUACCAUGGAAUAUCAGGAAAUAUGUGUACAUCUCAAAGACAAAUUUUUUACUACAUACGUGCUGUUUUACGCCCUAGGCACAGUAACUUUAGUCCCUUUCAAUUUUUUCACAACAGCUACUGACUACUGGAUGUACAAAUUCCGAGACCCCGAAAGCAACUUGAGCUACUCUACUGAGAACAGAACUGGCCUACAAGCAGAAUUCACAGCUGACUACACCAUAGUGUCAAAUGUCAGUAACGCAGUAUUCAUAAUUUUGACUAUACUGUGGGUUCGGAGACUGACCAUACUGGCACGAACAAUUAUGGCUCUUUGUGGUACUAUCGCAAUAUUUGUUUGCACUUGUAUUUUUGUGAAACUAGACACAGAUUCAUGGAAAACUGGAUUUAUGGUCGUAACUUUGUUGACAGGGUUUUUCCUCACAGGAUUCUGUGGUAUUUUCUUGGUAACUCUUUUCGAAAUGGCGCCAAAAUUUCCUCCGAGCUACUUAGCAGUGAUUUUCUCGGGUCAAGCAAUAUGUGGAAUAUUGUCAGCUUUUGCUCAAAUCGUGUCAUUUAGUGUAGACGCAGAUCCAGCGGUAAAUGGACUCGUGUACUUUUUAAGUGACUUGUCGUUCGUAGUUUUAACAUUAGUGGGUUUCUCUUGGUCACUGAGAACGUCGCACUUUUUCAAACACCACUUCUGGAAGGAAAUAGCGGCUGAAAAGUUUGAAGUAUCGAAAGAAAAAAUUUUAACGAUUUUGCAUAAAGUGAAAUUUUAUUUACUAGCGAUGACAAUUACUUGCGGGUCUACCAUUAUGGUACAGCCCAGUGUCACGUCAUUGGUACUUUCGGUGGACAAAAAUAAUGGAAAUAACUGGAAUGAUGUAUAUUUUGCUCCUGUUAUCACCUUCUUGGUUUAUUGUACAUCGGAUUAUUUCGGAAGAGAAUUUGCGAUGCUACUAAAAAAGCCUAGCCAAGGUUUAGUUCUUCUAAGUGCAGCCUGUGUUAGAGUAGUUUUUGUUCCAUUGCUCAUGUUGUGCAACGCUCAGCCUCGUGAUCAUUUACCAGUAGUUUUCGACGAAGAUUAUGCUUAUAUAAUUUUUAUUAUCAUUUUUGCUAGUACUAAUGGAUUCUUGAUGAAUCUGUGUAUCAUUCGGGUAUCUCACAUACCAACUGAUGACGAGAAACCGUUGGCAAUGUUUUUUAUCAUGAUAUUUAUAAUUGUUAGUUCGAUGAUUUGUGCCUUUGUUGGUAACGGAUUAGUUCAGGCCUUGUGAAUGAUUAUGACUGGAGACUUGGA
Molecule: messenger RNA, 1485 nt
Organism: Zophobas morio
Lineage: Eukaryota; Metazoa; Arthropoda; Insecta; Coleoptera; Tenebrionidae
Product: equilibrative nucleoside transporter 3-like
Exons: 7
Coding region: 209-1462 (417 amino acids)
Biological process (GO): nucleoside transmembrane transport
Cellular component (GO): plasma membrane
Molecular function (GO): nucleoside transmembrane transporter activity
Source: RefSeq, a predicted model, not a curated record